Knipowitschia caucasica is the source of this 1686-nucleotide messenger RNA. The record is from the annotation of a GenBank genome assembly. NCBI's taxonomy places the organism in Eukaryota, Metazoa, Chordata, Actinopteri, Gobiiformes, Gobiidae.
AUGGGGGCCAUCAUCGGCCCUGGGAACGUCUGGAGGUUUCCUUAUCUGUGCUACAGAAACGGAGGAGGUGUUUUCUUUAUUCCCUACAUUCUGUUCAUCUUCACCUGCGGGAUCCCCCUGUUUUUCCUCGAGACUGCGCUUGGACAGUACACCAACCAGGGCGGCAUCACGUGCUGGAAAAAAAUAUGUCCAAUUUUUCAAGGAGUGGGCUAUGCCAGUCAUUUGAUUAUUUCAUUCAGUGCCACUUCUUACGUCAUCAUAAUGGCGUGGGCCUUCUUCUACUUGUUUGCGUCCUUUAGCGCAGACCUUCCGUGGGCCUCGUGUGGACAUGAGUGGAACACAGCGAACUGUUUUGAUGUUGGUCAGUCUAACACGAGCUUGGAAACAAUACACAAACAAAACACCACUCUCCCAGUCGUUGAGUAUUGGCAGCACCGGGUGUUGAAGAUAUCCUCAGGCAUCGAGGACGUGGGGAGUCUGAGAUGGGAGCUUGUCCUCUGCCUCAUUCUGACUUGGGUCAUCUGCUAUUUUUGUGUCUGGAAAGGCAUCAAGUCCACUGGCAAGGCGGCGUACUUCACAGCGACCUUCCCCUAUGCAAUGCUGCUUAUCUUACUGAUCCGAGGUGUGACUCUGCCUGGAGCUAUCGAUGGGAUUAUUUACUACCUCUACCCAGACAUCUCACGCCUCUCUGAUGCACAGGUGUGGAUGGAUGCUGGGACGCAGGUUUUCUUCUCUUAUGCCAUUGGAAUGGGUUUCUUAACUUCACUUGGAAGCUACAACACCUUCAAAAAUGAUUGUUACAAGGAUUGCUUCUACCUGUGUCUUCUAAACAGCGCGACCAGUGUUGUGGCUGGUUUUGCAAUUUUCUCUGUUUUGGGAUUCAUGACUUAUGAAACCGGACUGGACAUUGCUGAAGUGGCAGAAUCAGGCCCCGGGUUGGCCUUCAUCGUUUACCCGCGUGCAAUGGCCAUGAUGCCGAUGCCUCAGCUCUGGUCUGUGUGUUUCUUCCUCAUGAUCAUCCUCCUCAGCCUCGACAGCCAGUUCGUGGGCCUGGAGUGCCUGAUGACCUCGCUGGUGGAUCUGUUCCCGGUUUAUUUACGGCAAGGAUUUAGACGAGAACUGCUGCUGCUGAUGAUCUGCUCGGUCUGCUGUUUACUGGGCUUUUCUCUGGUCACGGAGGGUGGGAUGUACCUGCUGCAGCUGCUGGAUCAUCAUGUUUGCAGCGGCACCACUCUGUUACUGCUGUCGUUCUGCCAGUGUGUGGGCAUCUCCUGGAUUUACGGUGCUGACCAUUUUUAUGAGGACAUCGCGAGCAUGAUAGGAUAUCGUCCAAACAGAUUCAUGAAAUACUGCUGGAAAUAUGUCACACCCCUCAUAAUACUUGGGACGUUUGUGUUCUCCAUAGUGAGGUACAGUCCUCUGAAGUUCAGUAACUCCUACAUUUACCCACUGUGGGCAAACAUCCUGGGCUGGUUCAUCGCCACUGUGUCCCUCUCCUUGAUCCCACUGUUUAUCAUCUACCAGCUCAUCAUUGGACAUGGAACUCUCAAACAGCGGUUUAUGACCCUUUGUCAGCCCACAGAUGAAUUUGGUCAAAACAAAAAUUGGCCGGAGAAAAGUGCCGUGUCCAAAUUGGACCAAAGUGAACUCAAACUGGUGCCUAAUACUGGAGAACUUGCUGCAUGA